AUGAAUUUCUAUGAUGGCGCAUUCCUGGUAUUAAUAUCAGCAUGUGGUCUUCUUACAUGGCGACAAUAUCAAAGAAAAGAAGAGUCCACAGAAGAUAGGAAAAACAAUGAUGAUACUACCCCUCUAGCAAAGGCAGAAGCAAGCCGCUUCACCAAAUUAUUCCUUACUGUCUAUUGUCUUGUGAUGGCAUCGGAUUGGCUUCAAGGUCCCUACGUUUACAGUCUUUACAAAGAUCAAUUUGGGCUUGAUGAGAAAAUCGUAGCAUUACUCUUCACCACUGGCUUUCUAUCUGGUGGCAUAUCAGGAUAUUUUGUUGGAUCAUUCGCAGAUAAAUAUGGUCGCAAAUUAGCAUGUCUCGUCUUCUGUCUUACCUAUUCACUUUCAUGUUUUUCAACCAUCUUUCCUAGCACUCCGAUACUGUUCGUUGGACGAAUCUUUGGAGGUUUAAGUACAAGCUUGAUGUUUAGUGCUUUUGAAAGUUGGAUGGUUACGGAAUAUCAUAAAAGGAAUAUACAAAAAGCUGGGACGAGUUUGAAUAGUAUGUUUGGAGUUAUGUCUACUCUGAAUAGUGUCAUGGCUAUUUUGUCAGGUGUUUUUAGCGAAUGGCUGGUUCAGAUUACAGAUGAUAGAAGAAUGCCAUUUAUGGCUUCUGCAUGUCUUUUGGGAGUUUCUGCAUACAUCAUUACUGUAUAUUGGACCGAAAACUACGGCGAUAGUGCAACCAAAGCCCAAAAAUCCACCUCUGGCACUUCUAGCAACUCCGAAACUUCCCCAACCUCACCCGAUGCUAAUGCUCCCUCGCGCACCUCCAAAUCUCCCCCUCCUACAACCUCAGCCCUCAGUUUAAUCUUCACCAACCCACGAAUCUUCACUCUCGGUCUCGCUUCCUGUUUCUUCGAAGGUAGCAUGUACCUCUUCGUCUUCUUCUGGACCCCCUUUCUCAAAUCCACACAACCAUCUCCCUCCUCCCCACCCCUCCCUCUCGGCAUGAUCUUCGCCUCAUUCAUGUCCUCGGUCAUGCUCGGUUCCCUAACCUUCACCCAACUCUCCUCCACCUUCCCCUCUCUCACUCAAACUCGUCUCCUCACAAUCAUCUUCGCCAUCUCCUCCAUCUCCCUCCUCUUUCCCCUCCUCACUGAAAAUCAACAUUACACCUUCUACGCCUUCUGCAUGUUCGAAGCAAUGGUCGGUAUGUACUUCCCAUCCGUGGGAUCCCUCAAGGGGAAAUGGAUAGAAGAUGGUGUUCGAGCACGAAUCUAUGGUGCAUUGAGAGUUCCAUUAAAUAUCUUCGUCGUAGUUAGUCUUGCGCUCGUGAGAGAGGGAGAAGAAUAUCGACGAGGAGUGUUUUUAGUAUGUGGAGGCUUGUUGGUGGCCAUUAGUGGAAUUUUUUAUAGAUUUGUUAGGGGGAGUUAG
Molecule: messenger RNA, 1413 nt
Organism: Botrytis byssoidea
Lineage: Eukaryota; Fungi; Ascomycota; Leotiomycetes; Helotiales; Sclerotiniaceae
Exons: 3
Coding region: 1-1413 (470 amino acids)
Biological process (GO): molybdate ion transport
Cellular component (GO): membrane
Molecular function (GO): molybdate ion transmembrane transporter activity
Source: RefSeq, a predicted model, not a curated record